AUGAAGGAGAAUAAAAGAAAAUGUUUUAAGUGUGAUUUAUCGCCUGUCGAUGACCCCGAAACGAGAUUAUUUAGGUUUCCAAAACCUGGUUCCACAAAUAUCCUCCGUUGUGAAUUGUGGGCAAAAUAUUUCUGUCCGGACAAACCAUGGUCAAACAAAGAUUUUCAGAUGAAGUUAUACACAGAACACAGAAUGCUAUGUCAUAGGCAUUUUAAUGAAACAGCAUUUGUGGACUUUCCAUCCAAAAAGUUGAGACGGUUUGCUUCACCAGAUGUGAAGGAAAUAACUAUGUCAUUUCUACGAGAUGAUAAUAUUAGAGAACCCGUAGUUGGACCAUCACAGCCUCUUGUGGACAUAUCUAAUAGAUAUCUCACAACAGGUGACCUCCUAGGACCCUCUGGAGUCAAUAACAUAAAUCCAGUGGAAAAUAAAAUUUUUAUAAAAUGCAAGAAGUACUUGCAUAAAGUUUGCCUUAUGAAAAAGCAAUUGAAGCACUUGAAAAACUCGAAAUAUCUGAAAAAAUUAAGCACCAGUGAUGCCGUGAAAAAACUUACAGAUAAAAUAAGCCCAAAUUUUGCUUUAUUAUUGCAAGCACAAAUUAGAAAUUUUAAAAAGAGUGCUAAGGGACGUAGAUGGACAGAAGAAGAUAAAAUUACUGCUUUAAGACUGUAUAAAAGGUCUCCCACUUGCUACAGGCUACUAAGGCGAAUGUUUACUCUUCCAGCUCCAACAAAUUUAAAAGUUUUGUUGGGAAAAUGUAAACUUAAUGUUGGCAUCAACAAACAGAUGUUUGAAAUUGUUGGGAAGUUUUGUUCAACUCAAGAAGCUGUUAAUAAUGAAUAUGUAUUAAUGUUUGAUGAAAUAGCUUUAAAAAAACAUUUGCAAUAUAAUAAUAAAAAUGCUAUCUUUUUAGAAGGGUAUCAAGACCAUGGUGGACAAAGUAGAACUGCACAAGUGGUGUCUAAUGCACUCGUAUUUAUGAUUGCUGGGAUUCGAAAAAAAAUUAAGCAACCCAUGGCUUAUUAUUUAUCAGGUUCCUCAGUCACUGCAGAUAGAUUAGCAGUCUUAAUAAAAGAGGUGCUUGAACAAUGUCAUGAACAUGGCAUUAAUAUAGCGGCCAGUGUGUGUGACAUGGUUGGAGUUAAUAGAAGGGCUUUAUGCAGUUUAGGGGCAACUGCUACCUUUGGUGGAAUCCAGGGAACAGGUGUAGCCAAAUGGAGUCAUAUUGUAAAAUUUUAUGAAUCUGACAACUCAAAUCCAAACUUCGUGUUUGCACCCUGUCUUAGACAGGAACAUUUAAAUCCGAAUACGAAACAAAAAAUGAGAGUAAAACUAGCUGUUCAAUUGCUGAGCCACACUGUUGCUGCGGGCAUGUUUGCCAAAAUAUCA
Molecule: messenger RNA, 1389 nt
Organism: Brenthis ino (lesser marbled fritillary)
Lineage: Eukaryota; Metazoa; Arthropoda; Insecta; Lepidoptera; Nymphalidae
Source: the annotation of a GenBank genome assembly